Durio zibethinus is the source of this 6204-nucleotide messenger RNA. NCBI's taxonomy places the organism in Eukaryota, Viridiplantae, Streptophyta, Magnoliopsida, Malvales, Malvaceae. The record is from RefSeq and is a predicted model, not a curated record.
UUACUCUCUUUUUUUCGUGUAAAAAAAAAUUUAUAGGAAAAGAAAUCUGUAAUGAAAAUGUAAAGGUUGAAAUUAAAGCGAAUAACAGCAUAACCACUGUAACCAUGGAGGCAGGUGGGUCUUAUCCGAUCUGUGAAAGGGCCAAGCCGCAGGGGCAAAGGAGCCCCCUGUUUUGUGUAGGCUUUGCCACCUCGUUUUCGCAUCUCGAUGGCUACUGCUUACAACUAUAAACCUUGGAAAUCAAAUCUGAAAUCUCUGUAUCACAUUAAUUUUCAUCUUUACCAAUUUCUCACAAUCAUCCCCAGCCACCCCAAAGCCCCAAAAUUUUCAUAUCUUCCCCCCAAAAAAGACCUAUUUCCUUGAUCCUCUCUUGCCUGUAUUUGUUAAAUUAUUAUAUAUAUAAAAAAAAGAGAAAAACACCCAAAGCCUUUUUUUUUAGAUUUUGACCCUCGACACUAACCCAAGUUAGAAACAGAACACAAACAGGCCAAAACAGACCAAACCCUGUUUGAGUUUGGUCUUCUUAUAUGUUUAGAAGUCUUUUCAGUUAGAGCAACAUCCACGUACACUUUUUUUUUUUUUUCUGUUGCUUUGUUGUGUUUCUUAUCUCUUGUCACUACUACUGCUACUGCCAUUAAUUUCUUUGUCUUGAAUUUUCUUUCUCCAUUUCGAUUUUGGCCACGGGGACAUGCCCAAUUCCCCAUAUCACGAGUCACGAACUACAUCUAUCUAUCUAUUCCUAGACUCUAACCCCAGCCAACCCAACACCUAAACUCGAAAAAAAAAAAAAAACCCUUUCUCCAAUUCCAUUUGCCUAACCAAAACAACCAACAACCAUGGAAAAAAAUUGGGUGAUCCUCCUUUAAUUCUCUAUAUAUAGAAGGUUUCAGUAUAUAUCCUUGACAAUGUUUCUUUUGUCUCAUCUUACUCUUGCAUGGAUGAGCUUUGUUUGGACAGGAAAGUAACUUUGGGGGGAUAAUCGAUGUUCAUGUGCACGUUAUAUUGCUUUAGAGAUUUCAGUUUGAAUCAUGGAAGUGCUCCCCUGUUCUGGUGUUCAGUAUGUUGCUGAUUCUGAUUGUGCUCAACAGAGUUCAGGAACGAGUUUUACUUAUGACGUAGAAUCUAAUUGUUUGGAACAUAGAAAAAGUGUUAAAGUGGCAGAUGGUAGGAUGGAUGACUUAUUGCUAACUGCGGAAGGGAAUCCAGCGGAAAGACAGGAUGGAGGUCAAGGCACAAGGGAUGAAUUGCCAAUUUCAGAAGAACACCAUAGUGGAUCUUCUUGUUAUGAUUGUCAGACAGAGGGCCAAAGAUUAUCUUGUGGAUCGCAUGAUUAUGAAGAUGAUGAUUCAAAUACACAAAAUUGUUGCACUGGACAUUACUUGGCCUCUGAAAACUCUCAUUUAAUAGUUGACACCAUUGAAAGUGAAUCACCAAGCAACAACAGGGAAGGAGAGUUGUCUCUUUCAGAGCCCAAGUGGCUAGAGCGUGAUGAAUCUGUGGCAUUGUGGGUCAAGUGGAGAGGAAAAUGGCAGGCUGGAAUCAGAUGUGCAAGGGCUGACUGGCCAUUAUCGACUUUAAAAGCAAAACCAACUCAUGAUCGGAAGCAGUAUUUUGUGAUAUUUUUCCCUCACACAAGGAAUUAUUCUUGGGCAGACAUGCUACUUGUUCGAUCCAUUAAUGAGUUCCCUCAGCCUAUUGCAUAUAGGAGUCAUAAAGUUGGACUAAAAAUGGUUAGAGAUUUGACUGUUGCAAGGCGGUACAUAAUGCAAAAGCUAUCUGUUGGCAUGCUGAAUAUCAUUGAUCAGUUUCAUUGUGAGGCUUUGAUAGAGACAGCACGUAAUGUGAUUGUCUGGAAGGAAUUUGCUAUGGAGGCUUCACGCUGCAUUGGUUAUUCUGAUCUUGGAAAGAUGCUUUUGAAACUUCAAAAUAUGAUAUUGCUGCGAUACAUAAGAACUGUGUGGCUUCAAGAGUCUUUUGACUCAUGGGUACAACAAUGUCAGAAUGCACAUAGUGCUGAAUCUAUUGAAUUGCUAAAGGAGGAAUUGUUUGAUUCUAUACUAUGGAAUGAUGUUAGGUCUCUUGGGGAUGCACCAGUGCAGCCCACACUUGGUUCUGAGUGGAAAACAUGGAAGCAUGAAGUUAUGAAAUGGUUCUCAACGUCUCAUCCUGUAUCUACUGCUGGAGAUAUGGAUCAUCGGAACAGCGAUGGUCCCUCAAACACAAAUAUUCAAGUUAGCAGAAAGAGGCCCAAGCUUGAAGUGCGUCGUGCAGAGACACAUGCCUCCCAAGUGCAAAGCAAUGGUUCGGACCAAACAUUGACUGUUGAAAUUGACUCUGAUUUUUUUAGUAGCCGAGAUGUUGUAGAUGUCAAUAUGCCAACACCAGAACUUUGUAAAAAGGAAGAUGAGAGGGAGGAAAUCACACCGAUGGACACAUCAAAUAAUUUGACUGACAGAUGGGAUAAUAUUGUGGUUGAAGCAAGGCAUUCUGAGCUCAUCAACACCAAAGAUGUUGAAAUUACAUCACCAAGGGAAGAGGUCAAGAGCACUUCAACUCUGCAUGUGCAGCCAAAAGAAGUGGAAUUGACGCCUGUGAAUGAAGCAGUUGCUAAGAUACUCAUAGAUACUGGGAGUAAAAACCGGCAGUGCAUUGCAUUUAUAGAGUCGAAGGGAAGGCAGUGUGUGAGGUGGGCCAACGAUGGCGAUGUUUAUUGUUGUGUGCACUUGGCCUCUCGUUUUAUUGGUAGCUCUGGCAAAACAGAAGUGACUCCUCCUGUUGAUACACCAAUGUGUGAAGGUACCACUGUGCUUGGCACUAGAUGCAAGCAUCGGUCGCUGUAUGGCUCCUCAUUCUGCAAGAAGCACAGACCCAAAGAUGAUGCAAAUAAUUUCUCACAUUCUCCAGAGCACACACAAAAAAGGAAGCAUGGGGAGAUUAUUCCAAGUUCAGAAACCACAUACUGCAGAGAUAUAGUUUUGGUGGGAGACAGUGAAAGUCCCCUGCAAGUGGAGCCAGUGUCAAUAAUUGAGGGUGAUGUUUUCCAGGGAAGAAACAGCCUAGUUGAGAAGACUGAACAUUCCAGUAAGGAUCAUGACAGCACAAAAUUACUGCAUUGCAUAGGCUUAUACUCCCAUAAUGGUUUUGAUCCUUGUCCUGAAAGUCCUAAGCGGCAUUCAUUAUACUGUGAUAAACACCUUCCAAGCUGGCUCAAGCGUGCAAGGAAUGGUAAGAGUAGGAUAGUAUCCAAAGAAGUGUUUAUAAACCUUUUGACGGACUGCUAUUCACAUGAGCAAAAAUUGCAUUUACAUCAAGCAUGUGAACUUUUCUACAAGCUCUUUAAAAGUAUUUUAUCUCUAAGAAACCCAGUUCCUAUGGAAGUCCAACUUCAGUGGGCCCUUUCUGAAGCAUCUAAAGAUUUUAGAGUUGGGGAAAUUUUAAUGAAGUUGGUUUACAAUGAAAAGGAGAGACUCCAAAGGUUAUGGGGUUUCACUGGCAACGAAGCUCCACCCUUGUCCUCUUUUGUGGAAGAGCCAGUUCCCUUGCCUUUGGCCAUAAACGAUAGCUUUGAGGAUGACAAGAGCAUUAAGUGCAAAAUUUGCUCAGUGGAAUUUCUUGAUGACCAGCAGCUCGGCACGCACUGGAUGGAGAAUCAUAAAAAGGAAGCACAAUGGUUGUUUAGAGGUUAUGCUUGUGCAAUCUGCCUGGAUUCAUUUACAAACAGGAAAGUUUUGGAAUCCCAUGUUCAGGAGAGACACCAUGUGCAAUUUGUUGAACAGUGCAUGCUUCUCCGAUGCAUUCCCUGUGGCAGCCAUUUUGGCAAUACUGAGGAAUUAUGGUUGCAUGUGCUGUCAGCACAUCUUGUUGAUUUUAGACUGUCAAAGGUUGCUCAACAGCAUAAUCUUUCUGCGGGUGAGGAAUCUCCACUGAAACUUGAUCUUGGCAAUUCAACUUCUUUGGAGAAUAAUUUAGAGAAUGUAGGCAGUUUUCAAAAGUUUAUUUGCAGGUUUUGCGGCUUGAAAUUUGAUUUGCUGCCUGAUCUUGGCCGCCACCACCAGGCUGCUCACAUGGGACCAAGUUUAGCUACCUCUCAUUCCCCAAAGAGAGGGGUUCGUUAUUAUGCUUAUAAACUAAAAUCUGGGAGACUUAGCCACCCUAGAUUUAAGAAAGGUCUGGGGGCAGUGUCAUAUAGGAUCAGGAACAGGGCAACUGCAACUAUGAAAAAACGCCUCCAGGCAUCAAAGUUGAUUGACACUAAUAUCAUUAGUGUACAGCCUCGUGUAACAGAGACAGCAAAUCUUUGUAGAUUAGCAGAACUUCAGUGCUCAGCCCUUGCAAAAAUAUUAUUUUCCAAAAUUCAUAAAACAAAACCACGACCUAAUAACUUAGACAUUUUGUCUAUUGCUCGCUCUUCUUGUUGCAAAGUGAGCCUCAAAACCUCAUUGGAGGAGAAGUAUGGAAUAUUACCAGAACGCAUCUACCUUAAGGCAGCCAAGCUUUGCAGUGAGCAUAACAUUCAAGUCGAUUGGCACCAAGAGGAAUUUGUAUGUGUAAAUGGAUGUAAGCCUUACAAGGACCCAGAUUUCCUGUCCCCAUUAACACCUCUUCCUAAUGGUUUUGGGGGCCACCCAUCAGCAGAUCCAUUGGAUCAUGUAGAUGAGGAAUGGGAACUGGAUGAGUGUCAUAUUAUCAUUGAUUCACAGCAUCUUAAACAAUGGCCCAUGCAGAAGGCCAAUCUCUUGUGCAAUGAUAUAAGCUUUGGGAAGGAAUCAGUUCCAGUAGCUUGUGUAGUGGAUGAAGGGUUAUCUGAUUUCCUUUACAUCUCAGGUGAUAGUUCCAAUGACCAAAAUGCUAGAUCCUCCAUGCCUUGGGAGAACUUUACUUAUGUUACAAAAUCUUUGCUUCAUCAAUCUCUUGAUCUUGAUUCUGAGUGUUUGCAGCUUGGUUGCACUUGUUCUAAUUCGACAUGCUGUCCUGAGACAUGUGAUCAUGUAUAUCUCUUUGAUAAUGAUUAUGAAGAUGCAAGAGACAUAUAUGGGAAACCCAUGCGUGGCAGAUUUCCAUAUGAUGAUAAAGGGCGAAUUAUCUUGGAGGAGGGCUACCUUGUCUAUGAAUGCAAUCACAUGUGUAGCUGCAAUAGAGCAUGUCCAAAUAGGGUUUUGCAAAAUGGAGUACGAGUGAAGUUGGAAGUCUUCAAAACAGAGAAUAAGGGCUGGGGAGUUAGGGCUGGUGAACCAAUUCUGAGUGGCACAUUUGUGUGUGAGUACGUUGGUGAGAUCUUAGAUGAGCAGGAGGCUAACAAUAGGCUUACCAGGUACGAUAGGGAUGGUUUCAAUUUCAUGUAUAAUGUUGAUUCUCAUAUCAAUGAUAUGAGCAGACUGAUUGAAGGGCAGGUCCGAUAUGUUAUUGAUGCAACCAAAUAUGGAAAUGUUUCUCGGUUCAUCAAUCAUAGUUGCUCGCCAAAUCUUAUGAAUCAUCAAGUUCUUGUGGACAGCAUGGAUUGUCAGCGCUCUCACAUUGGUCUCUAUGCCAGUCAAGAUAUCGCUAUGGGUGAAGAACUGACUUUUGACUAUCGAUAUGAACUGCUGCCUGGACAAGGAUAUACAUGUCAAUGUGGAGCUUCUGCGUGUCGGGGCCGCCUUUACUAAACCCUCAGUAAGCACUAUGGGAUCCUAUGGCAUCUAAGGUUUGCUUUUUGAGUUCACAAAUGAGGAUACAGAGCUCUAAACAUAGGAGCUCUACCUCCAUCAAGCAAGUCACAAUACUAAAUCUGGCAGUCUCAUUGCGAACACUUCUACCUUUUUAGCAGGUGGUUCUUGCACUAAAGCAAGCAUAAACUGCCAAAUCUCUAUCAGCGGCAAUGAAGUUCAGCAGGCUCCAGACAACAUGCAACUUCCGAUACGGAAUUUUCGACCAAGACAGAUUGUACCUACGCUAUUUCUUCUUUCUAAACGGGCUUCAAGGAAAUGGGAUGAAAGCUUGCAGUGUAAUUGGUGGAUCUCUUUCUUAAAUUCUCCCCUCAUCUCCCCCCACUCUUUUGUCUUUUUCUUGUAGAUUUUUUUCCAUUUUUCCCCAUCGUACAGGAUUUCUUAGUUUGAUAGCUUAGGCUAGGAAUAUUAGAAAACAGAUUUUGUAAUGCAUGAAUUGCCUCUUUUUUCGUAGUAGUAGUAAUAGUAGUGCCUCAGCCUUAUUUGUGACAUUCUCUCA